Messenger RNA from Brenthis ino (lesser marbled fritillary), 972 nucleotides. Lineage: Eukaryota; Metazoa; Arthropoda; Insecta; Lepidoptera; Nymphalidae. The record is from the annotation of a GenBank genome assembly.
AUGAAGACGAAAAAAUGCACAGUGGAACCAGUACCCGAGCCGCCUCCACCCGAUCCAUGUAAAUUACAGCGAAUACGUCAAAAAGAAAAAGCUGGUAUCAAAAUAUGCCCACAUGUGCCCAUUAAAUCUCCUACUCCCCCACCGUCAUGCCACGCAUUAUGCAUUGAGAAGAUAAAAAAUCCUCCUGUGACAAUUACUAAUCGGCCAUUGGUAUGCAUAGUGAAGAGACAGUUGCCAGGGACUGCAAGGUGUGAUAAAAUUGAAGUAGCAGCUGCUCAUCCUGACUUACCCUGGCCUGGUUGCCCUCCACAACCACCACUACCACCACCCCCACAACCUGAUCUUUGUGAAGAACAGAAGAAAAGGGAAAAAAUCGCGGAAUGGAAAUCUAGUGAAGAUAAUCUCAUAGAAAAAUUUCGUACGGAAAUAAAUAAGCAAUCUGAAGAAGACUUCAGGAAUACGAGACGACUUACAAUCGAGUCACCAUACAAAAGUGAUAUUGGGGAAUCGUCACAAGAUAUAGAUAGUAAAAUAACUGAUUUAGAAAGCUUAAUCAAGCGUCUUCAAGACGAAAUUGUUGAUAUGACUAAUGAAACUGAUCAAACAACGCAUAAAGAUAACUUAGAAGAAAUACUUUCCAAGUCUCGUGGUAAAUGCAAGAAUGAUGACGGUACAAGUAAGGAUUCAAAUAAAACAAAAAGUUAUAUCUAUCCAGUAAUUGUAAAAGAUGGUCUGCCACCAACUGGUCAGUCUAAAGACAUAUCUAAAGAUAAAUGUGACACCAUACAUUCAUCAAGUACGGCAGAUCUAGCCAAUACUUUUGCAAAGAUUAGGCACAAUUUUUCUCUACUUUGGAAUGAUGGUGAUGAAGGAAUAAAAUCGGAAAAAGAAUGUAGUGUGAAUUGUAACGAAAGUACAAGUGUCAUAUUUUCAGACAUAAAAGAUACAUUAUUUAAAGAUAAUUGGCCCAAU